Messenger RNA from Girardinichthys multiradiatus, 3566 nucleotides. Its product is annotated as toll-like receptor 5. Gene Ontology annotation, molecular function: protein binding. NCBI's taxonomy places the organism in Eukaryota, Metazoa, Chordata, Actinopteri, Cyprinodontiformes, Goodeidae. The transcript is spliced from 3 exons. The coding region runs from base 442 to 2343 and encodes 633 amino acids. The record is from RefSeq and is a predicted model, not a curated record.
UAGACGACAGCAUUUCUGAAGAGCCUCUGACUGCUAUUUAUCCUCUAAAUGACCAAUUACCGUAACACACAUGCUACCGUGGGCGACUCAUUAGAAAGCUCAGUGCAAUUUUCUAAAUCAAUGUUUAAAAAGUUCAAGUUUUCAGGAAAUGGAGAACAGUGUGAUUUAUGGGGCCGACGGCAUCACCGGUGGUUGGACUCAGCGUUCAGGAUCCUGGGACACGCAUGUAACGACAAGUGGAAAGAGUUUGUUGAGGUCUCUAAGCAAGGGAAGAGAAAGGCUUGCAAACUGAAAAAUAGACCGGAAAGGAAGUAAAAGCAAGAAUGAUAUGAGUGACAAAGCAACGCAGAGAAAGAAAUGCAGCAGGAUGACGACGUAACAGAAACUGAGCUGAAUUAAAGAAACCGGAAGGAAGUUUAAGAGUGCGAAAAAAGAAAGAAGAUGAGCGUGCCAGAGAGACAAGAGAUACCAAGUUGCUUCCCGUCAUGCCUCAUUGCCGGCUCCAUCGCCUUCUGUGCAUUUAGAAACCUCCGCUCGGUUCCUCCUCUUCCCCCCCACAUCACCCACUUGUUCCUGGAGAACAAUCAGAUCAGUGAGAUCAACCCCACCUCGCUGUCCGGCCUGGAGAAGCUGCAGGAGCUAGACCUUGGGCAGCAGAAGGUGCCACUGGUGAUCCGGACCAAUGCCUUCAGCAGUCAGAGGCGCCUUCAGAGGCUGGUGCUUGGGUCAAACCCUGGUCUUCAACUGGAACAGCUGGCCUUUGCUGGACUGUCCAGUCUCCAGAGUCUCCACUUGGAUUACUGUUCGCUUAAUGAGUCCAUUCUGACUGAAAGCUAUCUGGAACCACUUUCAUCUUUGCAGACUCUAGAUCUAUACGGGAACCAGAUUAAGAGACUCCAGCCUUCCGCGUUAUUUGCAAAUAUGAAUGAUUUGACUUACUUGAAUCUGGAACUGAACAAAAUUGAUGAAGUUUGUGAGUCUGAUCUUGUUGGUUUUAAAGGAAAACACUUCACACUUUUCAGCCUUAAAGGUGUCUACCUGAGAAACAUGUCAAAUGAGAGUUUUGACUGGCAGAAAUGUGGGAAUCCUUUCAGAGGAAUAUCUUUCCAGACUCUCGACUUGUCCUCCAGUGGACUCAGUGUGGAUAAAUUAAGUCAUUUUUUCAGAGCCAUUGAGGGGACAAACAUAUCUCACCUUAAAGUCUCUGGACACAUAGGGAAAGGAUUCUCAUUCAAUAAUCUCCCAGAUCCAGACCUCCACAUGUUUGAAGGAUUGAAAAACAGUUCAGUCCUCUCUUUGGAUCUGUCUAAGAACAUAAUAUUUGCCCUAAGUCAGAGAGUUUUCAGUCCGCUGACAGAAAUCACAAAAUUGGAUCUUUCUAAAAACAAAGUGAAUCAGAUACAUAGAAAUGCCUUCGAAGGUCUUCAGGGUAGUUUGAAAAUGCUCAACCUGUCACACAAUCUGCUCGGGGAAAUCUAUUCUCACACCUUUGCCUCUCUGACAAACCUGGAAAUUUUAGAUUUAUCUCAGAAUCACAUCGGCGUUUUGGGUUAUGGCUCAUUUACUGGACUUCCACAUCUGAAAUUCCUAGAUUUAACAGAUAACUCCUUGCAGGAAUUAGGUUAUCCCACAUCUUUACCUAAUUUAGAUAUCCUUAAUCUGAAAAACAAUAGGUUAAGGUCCUCAUCAGUGAACACCAUUACUCAGUUUGCACAUAACGCCUCCUCUCUGAGCGUUCAAAACAACAGAUUGACAGACCUGGGGGAUGUUUAUAUAUUUUUUGGUCAGAUGAGACGCCUAAAGCUGCUUUUUUAUGGGGGCAACAUAAUCAAGUGGUGCACACUCAGUAGGCGUGUUGGUCCAUUUAAAGGUAAAGUUCUGGAUCUUCACGGCAACUCCUUGCAGUCUUUAUGGGCUCAGGGCAAAUGUCUGGAUCUCUUCAAGAACUUUGGAAAUGUGACCAGUCUCAACUUGAGCUCCAACAGUCUCCGUUCUCUUCCUCGAGGUAUCUUUGAGGGCCUUGCCUCAGUGCUGAAGAUGGACCUCUCAUCCAAUGCCCUGGUAUAUCUCCAACCUGAUGUGUUACCUAAAAGUCUGGAGACCCUCUACCUCUCCAACAACUUCAUAGCUUCCCCAGACCCAGCAGCGUUCCGCUCUCUCAGCUUCCUAGAUCUGUCCAUGAACAGAUUUUACUGCAGCGCUGAUCUGAAGAGCUUCCUGACGUGGCUGAAAAAGACCAAGGUGAAGUUCUUGAGUCCUAUACAGGAGUUCAGAUGUGAAUUUCCUGCUGGUUUAUAUAAGAUGCCGCUGUUAGAUUACUCUGCUCAGCUAACACAGCAGUGAGAUCUACAAGAAGUGAAUUAAUGUUGACUUUAUCUUACGGUCAAAAACUCAUUCAUUGUUUUUUAUUUCUUUUUAAGACAAAAUAACAAAAUUUGACUUUUCACAACUUUUCGCAAACCAAAAUAAUUUGUUUUGGGAAAGAUUUCAUAUAAAUAAAUAUGAAUAAAACACUUCAUAAGCAUUUAAAUCUCGGCGACACAAUUUGAGACAUACUUGAGGAUUCUUGUAUCAUUUUGAUUAAACUGUUCACUCUUUGUGGCUCCACCUUUGAGUGAAAAGCAUUUAGGAGUUAUGAAUGUCCAUAUUUAUCUCCAUUGGUGGGUUAUGGCGCUCACUGUAAUUCGUCCCUUAAAGUUGGCCCUUUCCAGUCAAACAGAUGUCAGUGACUUUGUUUCUCAUUUGACUUUUGUUCUUGAGAUUGGAGCAUGCCAUGUUGUUUUUAGCUUACUUUAUUUUGUCGGGCAGAUCCUACUGAAAUUAUUUCACAUUGUGAUUUUGUUGCUUUUUCCCGUAAUAAAUGAAAUCAUCAUUUGAAAGCUGUGAAAACUGCAUUUUUGUGUUUUACUCAGGUUCUUUUUGAUAUUAAAAUGUGUUUGAUGAUCUGAAACUGCUCUAUAAAACUGCUGGUUUUGUUGCUGUUCUGUUUAGAGCAUCAUUUUCUAUUGGCUCUGUGCGUAAUUUUCCAGCUGCACUGUUGCAAACAGGUAUUUACUUUAGAGAACUGUGUAAGCUACACUGCAGAUUGAUGGAUAUCUACACUGAUUCUCAAGCUUCAGGAAAGAUAAAAACAUUUUGAAGGAUUAUUCUCACCCCUGUUUCGACUGUUGCCAUCAUGCUGGAGAUUCAGAAGUAUUACAGCAAGACUGAAAAGCAACUUUUUCCCUGCAGCUGCCUGGGCCCCAUGUGUAAUAAAUGUCUUUUAUAUUCAAAAAACAAAAAAGCAAAAACAGAAGAAAUCUGUCAGGAGGUCAAUACUUGUCAACUUUAAACAGUAUGUUUUUAAUGUCUUUGGAGAUCUGCAGCAUGAUAGACCUGUCCUGGAGGAAAGGACAUCUAUAUCGGUGCUUAAAAGAGUUAGCAUCCUCCAUCGUGUUGGCAUGACUGACUUUCUUGAGCAUCAAGGAGCACAGCAAUUGCGGCUGUUGAAUGUGUUGAAUUCAAAAUGCAAUAAAAAUAUUUUAGUUCUUAAUGGUUUUGAAGCCAAUAAAUAAUAAUGGAUGAUU